UUUCUCCUUCCGAUACCCGAGAAGCCAUUUCGCAGAAACGUAUACGUAGACGAGAAUGCAUUACAGCCAGGAAGUGCAACAGUGGAAUGGGGAUGGGGAGAAGUAGAAUUUGCAGAUCGACUAGCAGAUCGAAUAAGAAGUGUGCAGGAUAAAAGAGAUGAAGAUCGAGCCGAGUUGAUCUCCACAAUAUUUCAAGAGAUCGGUUUGACUCCGUACAAACAACAUUAUACCUUCCACACACCUUCACGCUCAAUUUCUGGAAUCAAUUCGUAUGCAAGAUGGUCAUCUGCUCGUGGAGACGGAAGGGAAGCUUUCAUCAUCGCCGUCCCAUGGAAAAACUCAAAAGACGGAUCUCUCUCUGCCUAUCAAAAGAAGAAAAUUAGAAGGACAAAUGUUCGUGGUAUUGCAACGGCAUUGACUAUCGCAAAAUUUCUCUCGGGAUAUCGACAUUGGAGUAAAGAUUUGAUAUUUGUGAUUGCAGAUGAUGAAUUGCACGGAAUGCAAGCCUUUACAAGUCAAUACUUCGGACGUCAUCAGAAUAACCUGGAUUGCGAAGAAUUGCAAACGCGUGGUGCUUUGGUCUGGAAUGCUUUAUCGAUAGAUUACCCAAGUGAUAGCUUCUCUGGGAUCAUACUGAAACACGAAGGACUGAAUGGGCAAUUGCCCAACCUAGACGUUAUCAGUACAUUGACCAAUGUCAUGUAUCGAGCAGACGGCCUGCCUGUCGAACUUAAUGACGCAACAGAAGAUGAUUGGGAAGAACGUCCGUGGGGUGAGGUCGGUGACUUACUGGAAAAGCACCUUCUCCAGAGUGGAGAUGGCACACGCAAAUACCUUAGCGGACUAUGGAAUAUGUUCGGUCAAAUUAGCAGAUUGACGAUUGGCAGACCGACUGGAGUGCAUGGUCUGUUUCACAGAUAUCAUGUGGACGCUAUCACAAUCUUUGCUAGCCCUGCCCAAGGCCCAUACGGUUUCUGGCAUAUGGGACGUACGGUCGAAUCAGUCACACGUUCGAUGUCAAAUUUGCUCGAGCGUCUUCACCAUUCCCACUUUUUCUACAUCCUCACAAGUCCUGAACGUUUUAUUGAGGUUACAAAGUAUUUACCUGUAGCAAUUCUGUUCGGUGUAGCUUUGUUGAUUGCUGGUAUUGCACUUUGGGUGGACGAAGGA
Messenger RNA from Meira miltonrushii, 1170 nucleotides. Its product is annotated as Gaa1-domain-containing protein. The record is from RefSeq and is a predicted model, not a curated record. The transcript is spliced from 2 exons. Gene Ontology annotation, biological process: attachment of GPI anchor to protein. NCBI's taxonomy places the organism in Eukaryota, Fungi, Basidiomycota, Exobasidiomycetes, Exobasidiales, Brachybasidiaceae. Gene Ontology annotation, cellular component: membrane; GPI-anchor transamidase complex. The annotation marks the transcript as partial.